GAUUGUCCAGCUUUCUUAUGUGUCUAGAUCUCUCUGCAAGGCCUCUCCACCCUUGACAGAGUCAACAGCUCCUCCUAGAUUAGUAUAAUCAGCAUACUUGCUCAAAUCACCUUCUAGUCCUACAUCCAGUUCAUUUAAGAAAGCACCAAAGAGAAUGGAAGCCUGGGGUACCCUGUUAGUGACUGGCUGCUAGCCUGAUGUUAUCCUAUUUACUAUAAUCAUUGGGCUUGACCUAUCAGCCAAUUGUUCACUCACUGCAUUAUGUUUUUGUCUAGCCAUAUACUGGACAUUUUGUCUAGAAGAAUACUGUGAGAAACAGUAUUGAAAGUUUUACUGAUCCCCUCAUGAACUCAUGUUGACUACAACCAAUGACCACAUUUUCCUUCAGGUGUUUUUCAGUGACUCCCAUCAUAAUUUUCUCCAUAAUUUUAUCAGGCACUGAAGUGAGACCGAAAGGCCUGUAAUUAUCAGUGUCUUCCUUUUUGUCCUUCUCUAUUCUCUGAUGCCAUCAUUGACGUCACCUCCCUCCAACUGUGAUGCAGGCAGGCACUCUGGCGACUCGCAGUCCACCCUGCAGUGAGCCAGCCCCAGAUGUCUGAUGAUCUCUGGUUUAGCAGCAAGGUACAAGGAUCUUUGUGCUGUUGUCAUUGACACAGGGAUGGGCCACACCAGGAGCGGACUGGCUGGGGAUGAGAGGCCACGAGCAGUGGUGCCCAGCCAGGGCGAGGAUGGUUCCAUUCUCACUCACGGUGUGGUCACAGACUGGGACAGGCUGGAAGAGCUGUGGCAUCACAUAUUCUACCACGAUCUGGCUGUGUGCCCUGAGGAGCUGGCUGUGCUGGCCACCGAUGCCCCGCUGUCCCCUGUCAUCAACCGUGAGAAGGUGGCCGAGCUCCUCUUCGAGGGUUUUGGUGUGCCAGCCAUGCUUGUGAUGCCCCGCCCUGUGCUUGUUGCCUACUCCUAUGGCUGUACCUCUGGUGUGGUGCUGGGCUCUGGUGCCGGCACAUCUUAUGCGGUGGCAGUACAGGAUGGCUACGUGCUUCCCCAUGCCUCUUUUCGCCUGGACUUGGCCGGGAAUGAUCUUACAGUCUACCUGGGCCAGAUGCUGGCAGCCCACAGAGUGCAACUGCCAGCAGAGACACUCCAGCACCUGAAGGAGACACGCUGCUGUUGCCACCCACCUGGUGCCCACUCUGAGCCCAUGGGGCCCCUCCUUCAGGAUGAGUACUCCCGCUGUGCUGAGGCUCUCUUCACCCCUGAGGCCCUGGGGGUGCCAGGCCCGGGACUACUAGAGAUGGCAGCCCGCUCCCUGCACCUCAGUGGAGCCCAACCUGGCAACGCCCCACUGCUGCUGGCUGGGGGCACAACACUGCUGUGUGGCUUUGCUCAGCGUGUGGCUCAGGGCCUGGGCAGCGGGCACCCUGCUGCUGCCCCCAGCCGCCAUGUUGCUGCCUGGCUAGGAGGAUCCAUUGCUGCUUCCCUUGAUGCCUUCCAGGGCUCAUGGCUUCCACAGGAUAUCUACAAUGAGAACGGCCCCAGUGCUGUGCACCAGCAUUGCUUCUGACCCUGCUAGAGAGCUGCAGGGGGUAGCAUGCAACUACAUCUG
Molecule: messenger RNA, 1606 nt
Organism: Meleagris gallopavo (turkey)
Lineage: Eukaryota; Metazoa; Chordata; Aves; Galliformes; Phasianidae
Source: RefSeq, a predicted model, not a curated record